This is a messenger RNA of Phaedon cochleariae (mustard beetle), 6359 nucleotides long. The record is from the annotation of a GenBank genome assembly. NCBI's taxonomy places the organism in Eukaryota, Metazoa, Arthropoda, Insecta, Coleoptera, Chrysomelidae.
UUGACACAAAGUCAUCUGAAAUAUCUGUCAAAACAACCGUGUAAUGGAAGAGAUCACUGAUAUCCUCCAAGGACCGUCUUCCAAACAAGGGUCCGUAUAUAGUUCCAGAGCGAACUCUCUCCUUUUCGAAGAAAGCUUGAAAGUUGAAUCCAAAGAAGUCGAAAAUGUCAGGAUCACCCCGGCCAAGAUGGUAUUUUGGGACGCAUAUGAUGGAAAGAAAUUCACUCAGUCCUUUACAAUCAUUAAUGUGGGGAAACACCCGGCUCUAGUGAGAGUAUUUUCCCCUACCUCAAAGGCGUUCAAAAUGAAACCACUACCUAGAGGACGUUAUCUAGCAUCAGGCAUGAGCAUCACACGAAAGAUAACCUACACCUACAACAGUGCUAUGGCUCUUUCUCAGGCUUGCUUGUCAAUCUAUGUGAAUGAAAAUCUGGUUGUUUACGACCUUCAAGUUUAUAUCAGCAAGGCAUACAUUACUUUGAAGCCGAAGAUUUUGAAUUUUGGCGAAAUCGACGUAGGAACAGCUUCUGAGCAAAUGGCCGUUCAGAUGAUCAACAAGGGCCACAAGGGUGCCCAAUUUGUAGUGGAUCUAAGUCGAAAUGUAUUGGAAUUGAUCGUUCAUCCAAUGAAGGGAGUUAUUCAACCAUUGGAGACGCGGGAAAUCAGAGUGGAGAUCCUCGGUUCUGAAGAAGGCACCUUCCUGAAAGAAUUCUGGAUAAAAACGGAACCACCGCAGAGAGUAUGGAUCACAGGAACGUUCAUUUCGCCAAAGCUCGUGAUGCAACGACCGAUCACUACUUCUCCUUUGACUGUCAUCGAUUUCCCGAAAACUUAUUACGGCGCUGAAAGCACCAGGACUCUGAUAAUCGAGAAUAGUAGUUCUACGUCCACGAUGUUCUGUACUUUUGCCGAACUUCAAGGAGAUCAACUAAUGUGUUUAGACGCGGCAAGAGAGGUUGAUGAUAACUUGAAAAGUUUUUAUAUAUCCCCCAAAGAAGGCAGACUGAUGGCGAAAUACAAAUGUGCAAUUAAAAUCAACUUCUCUCCUAAAAAACUGAAGAGUUUCAGUCGGAGUUAUUGUAUGGUUUUCAUCCAAAUUGUUAAGGUGAAUUACAGAGACGGAGUCAUUGAAGAAAAAGACAUUGAGGUGAAAACCUUUUCUAGCAACAUAGAUCUAGACCAGUACUCAAUAGCUUCGAUGCAAAGCAUUACUAAGUUUCCUACUGAAGAAAUUGAGGAUCCUAAUAUCUCUCUAAGGGUCUGCUUAUACGGUGAAAUAGAAGAGGCUUCAGUUCAGCUGAUUCCAGAUGCCUUAGAUAUCGACCAGCUAGUAGUAGGCCAAAGUUACAUGAGGACAUUCACAAUGAAGAAUAAAUCAAACUCCACACCCAUAGCUUUCAGAUACGACAAAGUUGCUUGCAUCGAAAUGGACCCAAAUGAAUUGUGUCUGAAACCUAAUGGAAGUACCGACAUAUCCGUCAUAAUUAAACCAUCCAGAAUUGGCCAGGUAGAAAACAAGAUUGGCCUCAAGUUGUUUCAUCAGAACAAACAGGGCAGUAAGUUUCAAGUGGGUAAUGCAUUUCUCUGCAUCAAGUAUGUUGCCACCAUCGACACUUCUAUCGGAAGACCACCAAUGACUAAGCCUAGGUUCAAUAUGGGGAUAACCCCAGCACUGACGAAUGAAGUGGGAUUCUUAGUGGGCGAUGUCAGAUUCAACAGUGAAAUCAAGAAGCCUAUCCAAGCCAUAGUGGAUGGGAAAUUGAAGUGUUUCAAAAAGGAUAAUGAUGCAUUGAUAGCAUUCCCCAACGAUAGAUCGAAUAGUUUGAGGCCGUGGAGAAGUCAAGUACCAUGUAAAACUAUUUUUGCCGGUAUUCCAAGAUAUGACGAUGUUGAUGAUGAAAAGUAUACCCUAUCAUUAGCCGAAAAGGAAUUCAAGAAAUUCAACAAAAAAUAUUAUGAGAAAUAUUUGAGGAUGAAGAAGAGGUAUAAAGACACGCAUAUCUCCUCUGGUCCUGACUCUUCCGACUACGAUAUCACUGGGAGACAUUGCUUGAUGAAAGAGAAGUUCACUCUCGAUACCUGUCCAUCUUUGCGAUUUCAAGAAAAAAUAGUGCUACAGCAUAUUCCACUACGACCUGAGAGUUUGACACGCGUCCAGAUCAAACCACGAUAUAUUCAACUGGGAGAAAUAGCUCCUUACACAUCUUGCAGUGAUUGCUUCGUCAUAAAGAACAAUAACCAGUUUUCAAUCAACAUAACCAUCAGAGCACUGAGUAACUCGGUUGUGAUAAAGGGCAAAAGACGGAUCAUUAUUGAACCAUUCCAGACCAAAAAUAUAUUCUUCGACUGCUACUCCCACGGCCUCGGAAAAUACUACGUUCCAGUAUACAUUAUCGUCAAUGAUUGUCACAUUUUCGACGCAACUGUAUUUGCCGAAGUGGUGCCCACUACAGUCAAGUGUCGAUUCCAAGAAGUAAGAGUUUGUCCAAGAAGCCACGAAGCUUACUUCAAAAUAUCGAACCCGGUCAACUGCAGUAUCACUUACAGAUGGGAUGUGCAAGACCAAAGCUACGAUAUCGUUCCGAAAUCAGGAAGCAUUCCAUUUCGACGAAAUAUCAACUGCAGGGUGAGAUUCACCCCUCAGAAAGACGCAGUCUUCGCUACCGAAAUAUAUCUCAUGUCACAAAGUGGAGCUAAGCAAAUUGUUAGAGUUGUGCAUGACAAUGUUAAGCCAGACAUAUCUUUCCACACAGACGUCUUAGACUUCGGAAAUAUUCCUUUAAAUACGCCAAUUACCAAGGAUCUGAUAAUGAGAAAUUCCUCAGAAGAAACCAUCAUGGUGUUAGUACUGAACCCUAAUCCUCUGGAAGGAAUAACUGUUUCACCUACUUCCAUUACACUACAAGGAAGAUGUGAAAUGUUCUUCAAAGUUUCCGUACACUUUAAAAGUGUAGUCGAUUUCAAAUGUGCCCUAAAUUUUGAACUGAAAGAUGAAUAUCAUCAUGCCAUAGAUAUAACCGGACAUGUGACUUACCCUGAAAUAAAAAUCGAGCCGAAUUUCAUACAGAUUCCUAAAAUAGUAACAGGUGCAUUCAGAAGGAGAGUGUUCAGAGUAACGAAUAAGAGUGCUACCAAGAACAGCAUCAAGUUUUUCUUCAAAUUUUCCUCAGAAUUCACUAUCACAGACGCUGAAACUAAUACUCCCAAGGAUAACAUAGUAUUGGAUCCUGAGGAAUCUAAAGACCUCUAUCUAGAGUUCAGACCCAUAGAACCUGCUGCAUACUCUAUAUACCUACCGUGCAUAAUCAAUGACUUGCUUGGGCCACCAGUUCUUAAUAAUCCCAGCUCCCUAGAUCCUCUUAAGUAUUUUGAGAAACUUGAUAUUACUCUUUCUAGACCAAUCGUUUGCCCCAAAUCACUUCCAUUGGUGAAUGUAAGAUGUGCAGCUGGCGCACCUUGGUUCACUUUUUCCUCGAUGCGAUUGGAGUUCAACAAUUACGAUGGCAAGAAUAUGGACCAUUUGAUUAUUAAAAACAUUUCUCAGGUAUCUCAUACCAUAAGGCUAUCGUUGUCAAAAGUUGAACUACCUUUCAGCAUAGCAAUGCAUUGUUGUCAAGGGAUUUUCGAAGUUAGUGAGCGCUAUUUCAAGGUGAAUCUAGCACAGAAUCAAGACGUCAUGUUCAACAUUGGGUUCAAUCCAGAAGAAUACGGGAGCUUUCGAACCGAAGUGCCGAUACUAGUUGACCAAGACAAGUGUCCUUUCAACAUUCUCACUCUGCUUGGAAAUAACCCGAUGCCAGAGAUACUUUUCGAGCCUGAAAUUUUGUACAUGCCAACAAUAGCUGUUCUGGAAAGGAUCGUCAAAGUCGUCAAUUUGACUUUCCUGGCUCACAAGAGUGACUGUAAAGUAGAAAUAGAAGUUGAUGAUGAAAAUAUAGAGUUAGUGAUGGAAGAAAAGAGAUAUUCCACAGACUUUUGUUCCAAGCUCGAUAUAACAGUAGUGUUCAAGCCACAAUACCAGUGUCAUGUUGUAUGUAAGAUAACAGUGACUUGUUCUUGUGGAAUAAGUUGCGAUGUCGAAGUGAGAACAUCAUCAUGUAACGCUAGUCUUGUUUCUUAUCUUAAUAAUAUGAGUUUGGGUACAAGAACAGAUUUUCCUUACUUCCCAAGUGAGGGGGCCGAUGGACGGUUCUUGAAAGAAAUGACUUCACUAACGACAAGCUUAGAGAUGUGGUUGCACUCACAAGGGUUCUACUACAAAAACUACUAUAAGAUACCUGAUACUAUUUCAAGGUUUCCUUUUGAGAUGCAUAAAUCAACGCCAAACAACAACAAAACCUUCCAUUUGCCUUUAGUUCAGCUUCUUGUGAAUAUAAUGAAUAAAUCAAUUUUGAAAUUCAUCUGUGACACGAAAUCCAAACCUUCGCCCGAUUUAAUUCAAAGAACAAUAUAUGUCUAUAACGUAUACAAAAAUAUUAUACAUUUCAUGGAGUCCCAAAAAGUUUUUGUGCAGCAAUUAUGCCCUGAAUUUCUGUUACCAUACAACAAAUACCUCAUACUGAAAAACGUUCUGAUAGACAAAGAUGCUGUUUCAACUAGAAAUGUAUUGAACGAGGCACAAUUCUAUCGAAUGAGUAAGCAAUGUUGGAUCGAUUUACUCCUUAAUAUCUACAAGACGUUUGUGUUUGAUAGAACACUGAGUAUCGUUAAACCAAGAGAAGAGGAAGUGAUAUACGAGAAGGCAUUUUCAGAAUACGUAGACAUGAAUAAAUGUAAAUUCCCAAAGCAUACUGACGAAAAUGAAAAUAAACUGCUCUUGUGGUUAGAGUUUCAUUUCAACAAACAGAAGUCAAUACUAUGGCCAGGACAAGAUAUCAAGUCCAGGAGUAUCAGAUGCUUCGAAAAGGAUAUCAAAGACAGUAUGGUCCUAGCCACCUUGCUUGUGGCGUAUUGCCCAUAUAUCUUGAAUGUACUUCAAGAUAGUUACAAUGAUUCUGAUAUGAAUGGUGAUAUGGAUGUUUUGCUUUUCCACAAUGCAUGCUCAGUGUCAGGAGCUUUGAGGAAGCUCAAUCUUUCUUUCACGAUGAAGAUAUCCAACAUAUUCGAACCUACCAAAAUUGAGAUCAUCAUGCUACUGACAUACUUGUACGACGUUCUUCCGUAUUUCUAUCCACAAGAAAGUAUAGAAAUCAAGGCAUCACUCGGCGAGACAGCGUCCAAUAAUAUAACUCUGAAAAAUUGCGGCAAUGUCCCUAUAGCCUACUCUAACAGUCUCUUCUUGAAUGAAUCCGAGCAGUUUCAGAUCGACUCUACAUUGAUUGUGAUACCUCCGAUGAAAGAAAAAGUUCUGAAAGUUUCCUACACUGCGAAAAGUUUCCUCAAAGCCAGAGCGGUCUUGGUUCUGUCAGGGGAAACUAUCGGGUACAGGUUUGCUAAAAGUAGAGCAAUCAACUUGAUCGGUAUACCAGAUAUUUUCUUCGUGACUGAGGAGUAUAACUUCAAGGUCAACACGUUCGAAACCAUCAACAAGGUGUUGCACAUAUCCUCACCGUACGAGCAAAGCUAUAUGGCUAGCAUUUACUUGUAUGUGGAAGAUGAAAAUUCGAAGACUGAAGACGAGCAAAAUUUUGUAACAUCAAGCACUUUGAUAGCGGACAACGUACCCAGACAGAUUUGUAUAGUCCCCGAAUGUUUAUUCGACGACGAAGGGAGCUAUGCGAUGAAUUUAAAGCUGUGCUUCGUGACUUGUGAAAACUACAUGAGAUACGUGUAUUUCAUGAACAAAGAUGUCGGUGUUUUUUGCAUCAAGAUAUCCAUCCAAGCAAGCUUCAAUAAAAAAAUCUUCGAAGAUAUCUCAAUCAAAGUACCCAGGAAUUUUCGGGCCACGGAGCCAUGUAACUGCAAGAGAGGAGUUCCCAACAAUCUUUGUUCCAAGUUCUUUCACUUUGAAGUACCCUAUAGGAAUCCAUUUUUGCUUGAAGGACUGAAGAAGAUGAUAAAUAAUUCGUUGAAUCCGGAUGAGUACGACUUCUGGGUCAAAAAUCUAGUUCAUCCGAAAGGUUUUCAUCUACUCAGUAAAUACCUAAGCAACACAUUUGACGAUCGUUUUCUUCCGUUCAAAAACAUAUUGGAUACGACUGUCACCUACAAGGCUACAGUCAAUCGAAAACGGUAUGUGAUUGACCCUCUCAUUCUGAUGACGGACGUCACUAUUGAAGGAGGUUGUAAAAUAUUCAUCCACUGGGAGUCCGAGGAAUUACCCAAGGAGGAAAUGCUGGUUUUGGAAGCAGACCACGGCAAAGAGAUCAGGCAAUAUAGAUUGGUGUUUGUGAACAAAUAAAUAUACUUCUAGAUGUUUC